Molecule: messenger RNA, 1116 nt
Organism: Alternaria burnsii
Lineage: Eukaryota; Fungi; Ascomycota; Dothideomycetes; Pleosporales; Pleosporaceae
Product: dnaj domain containing protein
Exons: 2
Coding region: 1-1116 (371 amino acids)
Cellular component (GO): cytoplasm; nucleus
Molecular function (GO): heat shock protein binding
Source: RefSeq, a predicted model, not a curated record
AUGGCACGGAAACAGAAGAAAGAACAGACGCCCGAGGAGCACACAGAGGACGACUUUGUAAACAACGACGAGAGCGAAGGCGAGAACGACAUGGAUGAAGAAGAUGGCCCGCCUGCAAUCGACCCGUACGAGGUGCUGGGACUCGAGGUAGAAGCUACCGCCGACGAGGUGAAGAAGGCAUAUCGCAAAAUGGCGCUCAUGUGCCACCCGGACAAGGCAGCACCUGAUGAGAAAGAAGCCGCCAACAAGGCCUUUCAAGAGAUCGCAUUUGCAUAUGCCGUACUCUCAGACGACCGCCGACGCAAGCGCUAUGACCUCACGGGCAGCACAGCCGAGACAAUGGAGGACGACGAUGACUUCAAUUGGCUGAAGUUUUACCGGGAGCAGUUCGAGAACGUCGUCAAUGAGGAGGCGAUCAACAACGUCGCAAAUGAAUACAAGGGCAGCGACGAGGAACGUCGCGAUCUAGUCAAGGCAUUCAAGAAAGUCAAGGGCAACCUGAACAAAGUGUACGAUCUCGUCAUGCUGUCCGACAUCCUCGAAGACGACGACCGCUUCAGGCAGAUCUUGGACGAGGAGAUCAAAAACGGAAACGUCAGCUCGUACCCUGCCUACGAAGCCGAGACAGAUGAGACCCGCCAGAAAGCCAAGGAUGCGGAGAAGAAGCGGCGCGAAGACUUUGACAAGAAACAGGCCAAGAAGGAAGCAUCAGGGGCCACAAACGGCAAGACCAAGGCGAAGCCAAAGGGCAAAAAGAGCGGCACAGACGACAUGGCAAGCCUAGCAGCUCUGAUACAGGGGCGCCAAAAGGCAAGAGCGGGCAAUUUCUUCGAUUCGCUAGAGGCCAAGUACGCGCCCAAGUCGCGAGGUUCAAAGCGCUCGACGCCCAUGGAGGAGCCAUCAGAGGAGGCGUUUGAAGCUAAUCGCAAGAAACAGAAGAAGAGUGCGAGCUCAAAGAAGAAGGCCAAGGUAGAGAGUGAAGACGAGGAGAUGGACCUGGACGAGGAAGAUAUUGGGGAUUCUGAGGAGGAAGAGGAAGAAGAGGAAGUGCCUAAGUCAAAGAAGGCGAAAGCGAAACCUAAAGCACGCGGAACACGUACAAGGGGGCGGGCUUAA